Neohortaea acidophila is the source of this 957-nucleotide messenger RNA. Its product is annotated as TIM-barrel-protein domain-containing protein. Gene Ontology annotation, molecular function: catalytic activity. The transcript has 3 exons. The coding region runs from base 109 to 945 and encodes 278 amino acids. NCBI's taxonomy places the organism in Eukaryota, Fungi, Ascomycota, Dothideomycetes, Mycosphaerellales, Teratosphaeriaceae. The record is from RefSeq and is a predicted model, not a curated record.
UCUCAAUGUACUGAAACCAAAACCUCAUAUCGAUUAGAGGGGCCAUAAAGCAUCACCACCAGGACAGACAGGCUUUCCGCAACGUAGUCAAUUCUCUCGCCCGGCAGGAUGGCGCCGCCGACGGACCGCAAAGAGAUCCUGGAUGGCUUUCGAGAGCAGAUUAAGAAUGGCAAGCCCAUUGUCGGAGCGGGAGCAGGCAUUGGACUGAGUGCAAAGUUCAUCGAGGCCGGCGGAGGCGACAUGAUCAUCAUCUACAACUCGGGACGCUUCAGGAUGGCCGGUAGAGGCUCAUUAGCCGGCCUCAUGCCGUACAGCAACGCCAAUGAUGUCGUGGUAGAGAUGGCGGCCGAGGUCAUCCCGGUGGUCAAGCACACGCCAGUCAUAGCAGGCGUCUGCGGCACCGACCCCUUUAGAGACAUGCCGCGCUUUCUGAAGCAAUUGAAAGACCUGGGGUUUGCGGGGGUGCAGAACUUCCCCACGGUCGGCCUGAUUGAUGGCACAUUUCGCGCGAACUUGGAGGAGACGGACAUGGGGUAUGAUGUAGAGGUGGACAUGAUCAAGACGGCGAGCGAGAUGGGCCUGCUGACCACCCCUUACGUCUUCAACCCCGAAGAAGCAGUCAAGAUGACAGAGGCUGGGGCGGAUGUGCUCGUUGCUCACAUGGGCUUGACCUCGUCGGGGUCGAUAGGCGCGAAGUCGGGGAAAAGUCUGGAGGACUGUGUGAAGGAGAUUCAAGCAAUUCGAGAUGCCGCUGUCAAGGUGCGCGAGGACAUCAUCAUCCUGUGCCAUGGAGGCCCGAUUGCGAAGCCCGAGGACGCUACGUUUGUCCUCGAGCGGUGCAAAGGCGUGCAAGGCUUCUUCGGGGCGUCGAGCAUGGAGCGGCUGCCGGUGGAGGAGGCCAUCACGGGCAUCACCAAGAAAUUCAAGGGCAUUGCCAUGCGGUAAACGAGAUUCGAG